Zootoca vivipara (common lizard) is the source of this 6299-nucleotide messenger RNA. RefSeq names its product fibroblast growth factor 1 (gene FGF1). The record is from RefSeq and is a predicted model, not a curated record. Gene Ontology annotation, molecular function: growth factor activity. NCBI's taxonomy places the organism in Eukaryota, Metazoa, Chordata, Lepidosauria, Squamata, Lacertidae.
UGCUGCUGCUGCUGCUGCUGCUGCUGCUGCUGCUGCUGCAGUGCCUCCUGCCCGCCAAUGAAUGUGCUAGCAGAUCAGAUGAGCCUGUUGUUCUUCUUUACCGGUCCUGCUGUCUGUCAGACGAUUGUCUCGGGUUUCCUCCACCCUCCCUCCUCUCCUGCCAGUGUCAACUUGUGGCUUUAGAUUUAAGGGGUUUGUCUGCCACUGCUCCAUCAAACAAGGUCUCUGAGGCAGCCGGAGAGAGCCGGACAGCAGCCAGCACUGAACAGACAGAGCUUUUCCUCCUCUCUGGUAGCAGCACCCUGUUCUGGACGCAGUUUUUGGAAGCCUUGCGAUGACCUGACCUGCAUGCUGUGACCUGUCACUUCUAUUCUCUGCAGUCACUGAAGGAAGAGGAGGAAAGCUAUACAGCACCCAAGAGAAACUGUACAGGAAACCUGUGGGAGAGGGAAACCCGCAGGCAUACUGGGCUGGCACACCUCCCUCCCUGUUGUCCAGAUUGCUACAGGCAAGGACUCCGCUUCCUGGCAAAAGCUCCCACAGCAGUUGUCAGCAGGACUGAAACCCAGACACCCAGACCGUGCAAGAAAUGGCUGAAGGGGAAAUCACAACGUUCACAGCUCUGACGGAGAAGUUUGAUCUCCCAAUGGGGAAUUACAAGAAGCCCAAACUCCUCUACUGCAGCAACGGAGGCCAUUUCUUGAGGAUACUUCCUGAUGGCAAAGUGGAUGGUACAAUGGAUCGAAAUGACCAACACAUUCAACUGCUGCUAAGUGCGGAAAAUUUGGGUGAGGUGUACAUAAAGAGCACAGAGUCUGGGCACUACUUAGCCAUGGAUGCCAAUGGCCGUUUAUAUGGCUCGUUGCCAGCGGAAGAGUGUUUGUUCCUGGAGAGGAUGGAAGAAAACCAUUACAAUACCUACACAUCAAAGAUGCAUGCAGAUAAAAACUGGUUUGUCGGCCUGAAGAAGAAUGGGAAAAGCAAACUGGGACCACGGACUCAUUAUGGUCAAAAGGCAAUCCUCUUCCUUCCCCUGCCAGUUUCACCCGAUUAGAUAGUUUCCCCACGUAGCAAAAUAGGUUCCUUAGAACGAAGCAGCCAGUAGACUUUUCCCUUUCCUUUCCUUUGAUUCUCCCUCCUGCUGGGGAACAUGAAAAAGAUGUGGGAGAUGAAAAAAAAAGUUGCAAAGCAAUUCCAUAAAACAUGCAUGUAUACAAGCAGAGUACACAGGCAUCUCAGAUGCACUGCCUCCAACAUGAACCAAGUCACUUAAUAGUCAUACAACAGAACGUACAUUGGUGUUCAGCUUCUACAGUCAUAUAUAUAGCAAAGCUCCCCUUUUUCUGAAACCCGCAUUUAAACAAUAUGAUCUAACUUCCAGACAGCUUUUUCAUAAUCCUUGUGUAUCACAUGGAAUCAUAACCAACAAUGCUGAAGCUAUCCUAUUAUUUAAAACAAAUUUAACUGUGUGCUUAUAGUACCAGGAUCCUUGCUUCUUAAAAAGUAACAUUGCUCUGGUUCUUGGUAAUAUUUCUGUAAUAUAUAUUUAUUUAUUAAUAAGACUGUAUACAAUCUACGUUGUUAGGCCAUUUUUAACUGUAGACAAUCAAUAUUGUGUAUAUUAGAUAAGACCAGUGCUUUUUUUCUGGGGGGAUGCAGGGGCACGCAUACCCCUGAACAUUUUGUGAAUCUAAGUUUGGCAUCGUUGAGGGGCAGUAUUUCAAUAUGAGUAGGAAAAUGAAAGUACCCCUAAACAUUUUUUUUUAGAGAAAAAAAGCACUGCAUAAGACAAAGGCACACCAGGAAUUAAAAUGAAUCCAAAAGAUCUUGAAUACUUUGGCAAGGAAAAUGAGCAAACACAGAACAAAUAUAAAAACACAGUGGAGCGUUUAUAUACAAAUGUAGCUCCAGUUGGAACCAAUGAAAAUUUAACCAUGAGCCAAAAUCCUGCUGAUUUCAAUGUGGCAUUAAAGAUUUGGUCUGCAGUGUGCUGAUGUGACACUUUGCCACACCCCUCGAGACCAGCGCAGUCUAUUGAGCCCCAGAAAAUCCCAGGCAAACCAAAGAACUGGAGUUGCAAGGCCCACAGGCCAUGUGAUAAAGGCUAACACUGCUUAUGGGUAGGUACAGCCCCCAGUUAGGAUGAGUGUUGCAGCUGGGCUUGGUGCUCCAGGCUGAUGGGGCUUUAUUCCACCAGUCACUGUAACAUGACAAGCUAUGUCAGAACCAAUGAACAACGUGCUCUCUGGUUGCCUGGUGUUUGGGGGGAGUGGUGGGGGCAAGGAGCUCUGGUAGAAAGCAGAUUUCCCUAGGGAGCAGAUUUACUGUACAUAAGUGUGAUAGGAAUUCAUUGUUCAUCUGUAGUCAUACUUUGCCACAUGUUUCAUAUUUCAUUUACUUACCGCAGACAUAAAAAACAACCAGCUUAACUGCAUACAAUGACUGUGUGGUUAAAUGACCGAAUUUCCAACGACCUCCUAAGAGAACUUGCACUUUUCUCUAUCCUUGUAAGAUGGAACCUUGUUGUGAUUUGCAGGUCAUAUCCCAGGUUUCUCGACCUCUUUGAAUUCCAUUGAUUUCCACGAUUUUGAAGGGUGGGCCUGUUUGCGUGCCAUUACUCUAGAAUCUAGAUCAUUAUAGAGGCUGUAGAGAUGCUGCAUUCAAUGUUGACUAAACACACAAAAGUGGGAGCAAAAUAAUGCACUUUGGCCCUGACCGAACCACCCCAUCCCCUAUCCCCAGCUAUAUGCAUUCAGCAUCAUUUCUCAAAAGAGCCUGUUUAUCUGCCUACAUUACAGGCAUAGCUCUAUGCUGAAGGAGAGGCCAAGACUAAUAGACAUAACAUCUGAAUGUAACACCUGCACAUUCUAGAGUGGUUUGGGGAUACAAUUGCAAAUUGACCAGUUGCAAAAUGACAGAUGAAUCACUUUCUUCCCUAGGUAUUAGUAAUCUGUAUUAUUUUACUGCAUUUCAAAAGCUGCUUGACCAGCUAUAUAUUUGGCAGGCCACAGUUCUUAGUUCCAAGGGGAGGCAAACUAUUCUAUCUUGCUGUUCCUAUUUCCGGAUUUCCCAGUGUGUUUUCCACAGCAGCAAAUCAGAUUAACUUCUGAUUAAACAUUCUGCCUUUCCCGAGUUUUAUUUUUAUCACUACUAAUUACAUUAAUUGUCGCUUACUACAAACAUGUCUCAAAGUGGCAUACUUUGUUAUAAAAGCAUACAAUAGAAAAUUUAAAGUGCAUCAAAAAACAAAAAUCAAUUGGCUAAAAGUGCUCAAAUCAAAGCUUUUGUAAUACACUAAUUUGCUGGCAAUCUGUUUUCUGUUGUAUUUCAACAUAUCUGGCACUACCAAAGGAUACCCUCAGUGCUUCCCCACUGUCAGUUCCUACAUCUCACACCAGUAAGGGUUGUUCAUGUCAUUACUUGAGUGUUUCCAAAAAGUCACACUUGGUUCCAGCACAAACCCAGACAUAGGGCAUUCUGUGUUACCCAUGGAACCAUCUGCUCCUAAACUAUCACUGCAGGUUUCUGAAAUCCUUUGGCCCAUUUGCUAAUCAUAUUCCUCAAUGGAUUAAAUAGUGGCCUUUUUGCAGGGAUGCGUUCUUGUGUCUGAUUAUUUUCUUGCUUUGGUAUCGGACAGGGAUCAUAUAACAACCAUAGGUGCAAGGGGUGGAGAGAGAUUUGGCUUAGACAAAUGCAUAGAGGGCAGGUCUAUCCCUCAGCAGCUUGUUGUUGUUAGUUGUUUAGUUGUGUCCAGCUCUUUGUGACCCCAUGGACCAGAGCCCGCCAGGCACUCCUGUCUUCCACUGCCUCCCGCAGUUUGGUCAAACUCAUGUUAGUAGCUUUGAGAACACUGUCCAACCAUCUUGUCCUCUGUUGUCCCCUUCUCCUAGUGCCCUCAGAGGACCACUACAUUCAGUGCCAAGAUGUUGGAGGAACCGUCUUCCAUUGCAAUACUCACAUUUUUAAGGGGAGGAAAAUGACAGCCACCUGUGCCAAUAAGCCCACCCAAAACAACUUGGAAUAAUUGCCCCAGACCUGGGUCCCUCACAUUCUAAGCACUAGCUCCAGAUAUCGCAAGGGUGUGAGUUAAGCUGCAUGCAACGAGGAAAAGCUUCCCAGCAUCACUAGCCUGGUAUUUGUGAACAGGAAGGAUUUCAGAUCAGACUAUGGUGGUCUUAGUCUGGCCCGGGGCUCAGUGGUGAUCUGUUCCGCAUGCAGAAAGUCCCAGGCUCAAUACCCAGGUAGGGACUAUAUUUUGGGAGGGGAAAUGAACAAAUUCUUAUGCCCCACAAAUAACACAGAGAUGCAUUUUAAAUAAAAACACACAUUUUACUCAUGUAAAAACACCAGGCAGGCCCCACAAAUAACCUAGAGAUGCAGUUUAAAUAAAAGGGCAUAUUCUUCUCAUGUAAAAACACACUGAUUCCUGGCCCCAUCCGCAGGCCGGAUUUAGAAGGCGAUUGGGCCGGAUCCGGCCCCCAAGCCUUAGUUUGCCUACCCAUGGUUAGACAGUCCUGACCGAGAUGUGUCAGGGGUCUGACUGAGCAUAAGGCUGUUCCCCAUGUUCCUAUCCUGAGCUUGAGCAAAGCCUACCCACCAAGUAUUUCCAAAAAGGGGGGGGGAACGUGUCAGGGUGCAAGUCCAGUUUACCUAACAUCCUGUCUCUAGUCUUAGCAUGUGGGAGGUAUUUCCAGGAUAGCAGCUAAAGGAAGGGUAUGUUGUUAUUUCUUGGACAGAGGACAAUUCAGGAAAUCCGUUCCUGUCCCAAGAUAGAAACUUUUCCUCAGCAAAGGAACAGAGUUCCACAGAACCAGAGUCUGCAAGAAAUAUGCCUCUGAUUCACAAGGCACUUUCUUAUUUGCUGGAAACUUCUUUUCUCCAGUGUGUGCGUGCAGGGUUUCGUUUUGUUUUUCUUACUUCUAUAAGAUACAAUUCAACAGUACUACAUUGCAGCAAGCACUUCGUUUGUCAAAUGAGAUCAGUGUUUCUUUCCCACCAUUCUGUUUUUCUUCUGUUUGUAAACUCCUGCCAAAUUUUCUUCUCGCUUACUUCUUCUCUGUUCCCAGUCGUCAUCCUCUCCGGGGAUUAAUUGUUUCUGUUGAAAUGUCCAGCUGUCUUUUCUAUGUGCAUUUGCUCCACCUGGCCUGCUGGAGACUCUCAUCUGAUGUAAUCCAAUCAAGAGGAGCUUCUCUGCUCUGUUUAUGCUCCUUCCAUACAGUCUUAUACAAACCGCUGGGACAGGAACUGACCAUGAGCUUGUCCGUGCUUCUACUUGUAACCUGCCUAGAAAAUGCGGAUCCGAGCAAUUUUCUCCUUGUCCUGCUCCUUUCCGAGGUAAAACCUGCUCUUUUGCAACAGAUUGGAACAAAUGGCAAUCCCAAAGCAACAACGUUGUGCUAUAAUUAUACAAUAAAACAAGGAUGGGGAACCUCUGGCCACGGAUGAAAACUUCUCCAUGACAAUACAUCCUUAAACAAAGAAAAUGGUUUCUCAGGAGAAGGCUAGAUAAGAACCCUUGCCCCUGACCUCUGCUUUUCUGUAUGCCCAUUUUUGCUUUGUUUAUAUAGAGGAAUAGUCAAUAAAACCUGUGGUUUGAAAUGGUGCAGAAUCCAUCCUACAACCUGUUCUGUGUCUUCCUUGAGCUGAGACAACUUUAUUCUGAGUAGAUCAAAGCGAUACAUGUAUGCAGACUCUAGGCAUGUUUUCAAAAAUGCUUAAGCAGCAAAAACAUGGAUCACCUCAUUCAACAGUGCAGUUAUUUUUUGGCUAGAAGAGUUAGAUUAUCCUUUUCCAUCAGGACACUUGUGAUUGUGUGUAUAUGCACCUGUCGGUUCUGCAGUGCAGCUUGAAAGCAGGUAUCCAAAUAUCUUAGCCCUCUUGGAUAUGAGCCAUCCUUACACAUAAACGACUUAGCAUUUAACUCCAUCAUUCAUUCACCUAGGUAAGGUUCACAUCCAUUAACCUGAUGCUGGAGUGGCUUAAUUUUGAUGGAUAAUAGCUGGAAGCCCAGGGAUUAAAAGAAGUGCAAGGACACAGUAGCAGCAACUUUUGCAAAGGACCAAAAGCGUGCACUAAAACUGAAAUGGAACUCUUUAAGUGCCACAGGGAAAAGGCAAAGGAAAGUGCAAGGAAGUCUUUAUGAAAGGGAGAUACAGUACUGUAGUCAUUCAGAGGUUAACAGAUUUGGAACAUGGCACGAGAAACUGCUAGAACUAGUUCAUGGGCCAUCUACAGCUAACCAGCAUAUAUAGUCAGGUUUUGCUACCAUAACACACACACACACACACACCUCUUUCAAA